Molecule: messenger RNA, 3104 nt
Organism: Elephantulus edwardii (Cape elephant shrew)
Lineage: Eukaryota; Metazoa; Chordata; Mammalia; Macroscelidea; Macroscelididae
Gene: ACVR1B
Product: activin A receptor, type IB
Exons: 9
Coding region: 13-1530 (505 amino acids)
Biological process (GO): protein phosphorylation; activin receptor signaling pathway; cellular response to growth factor stimulus
Cellular component (GO): activin receptor complex; plasma membrane
Molecular function (GO): ATP binding; activin receptor activity, type I; activin binding
Source: RefSeq, a predicted model, not a curated record
GCGGCGGUUACUAUGGCGGAGUCGACUGGAGCCUUCUCCUUCUUCCCUCUUGUUGUCCUCCUGCUCGUGGGCAGCGGCGGGUCCGGGCCUCGGGGGAUCCAGGCUCUGCUGUGUGCGUGCACCAGCUGCCUACAGGCCAACUACACGUGUGAAACAGAUGGGGCCUGCAUGGUUUCCAUUUUCAACCUGGAUGGUUUGGAGCACCACGUGCGCACCUGCAUCCCCAAAGUGGAGCUGGUUCCCGCGGGAAAGCCCUUCUACUGCCUGAGCUCAGAGGACCUGCGUAACACCCACUGCUGCUAUACUGACUUCUGCAACAAGAUCGACCUGAGGGUGCCCAGCGGUCACCUCAAGGAGCCUGAACACCCUUCCAUGUGGGGCCCCGUGGAGCUGGUCGGCAUCAUCGCCGGCCCCGUGUUCCUCCUGUUUCUCAUCAUCAUCAUUGUUUUCCUUGUCAUUAACUAUCAUCAACGAGUUUAUCACAACCGCCAGAGACUAGACAUGGAAGAUCCCUCCUGUGAAAUGUGUCUCUCCAAAGACAAGACGCUCCAGGAUCUCGUCUACGAUCUCUCCACAUCAGGGUCUGGCUCAGGGUUACCUCUUUUUGUCCAGCGCACAGUGGCCCGAACCAUCGUUUUACAAGAGAUAAUUGGAAAGGGCCGGUUUGGGGAAGUCUGGCGUGGCCGCUGGAGAGGCGGUGAUGUGGCUGUGAAAAUUUUCUCUUCUCGGGAAGAACGGUCUUGGUUCCGGGAAGCGGAAAUAUAUCAGACGGUCAUGCUGCGUCAUGAAAACAUCCUGGGAUUCAUUGCCGCCGACAACAAAGAUAAUGGCACCUGGACACAGCUGUGGCUUGUCUCUGACUAUCACGAGCAUGGCUCCCUGUUUGAUUACCUUAACCGGUACACAGUAACAAUUGAGGGGAUGAUCAAGCUGGCCUUGUCUGCCGCUAGUGGACUAGCACACCUGCACAUGGAGAUUGUGGGGACACAAGGGAAGCCUGGAAUUGCUCAUCGAGACUUGAAGUCAAAGAACAUCCUAGUGAAGAAAAAUGGAAUGUGUGCCAUCGCAGACCUGGGCCUGGCUGUUCGUCAUGAUGCGGUUACCGACACCAUUGACAUUGCCCCAAAUCAGAGGGUGGGAACUAAACGGUACAUGGCCCCUGAAGUACUUGAUGAAACUAUAAAUAUGAAACACUUUGACUCCUUUAAAUGUGCUGAUAUCUAUGCCCUUGGGCUUGUAUACUGGGAGAUUGCACGAAGAUGCAAUUCUGGAGGAGUCCAUGAAGAAUAUCAGCUGCCAUAUUAUGACCUAGUGCCCUCUGACCCUUCCAUUGAGGAAAUGCGAAAGGUUGUGUGUGACCAGAAGCUGCGUCCCAACAUCCCCAACUGGUGGCAAAGUUAUGAGGCGUUACGGGUGAUGGGGAAGAUGAUGAGAGAGUGUUGGUACGCUAACGGUGCAGCCCGCCUCACCGCUCUGCGCAUUAAGAAGACCCUCUCACAGCUCAGCGUGCAGGAAGACGUGAAGAUCUAAUCCUGUUCCCUGUGCCCUACACGCAAUCCUGGGCAGCGAGGACUACACAGAGAGCUGCCGUAUUGAGCGUACGAUGGAGGCCUACCUCUCGUUUCUGCCCAGCCCUCCAUGGCCAGGACCGCUGGCCCCAAAGAGGGACAGAGCCCGGGAGACUUACUCACUCCCAUGUUGGGUUUGAGACACAGAUACCUUUUAUAUUUACCUCCUGAUGGCAUGGAGACUCUGAGAGAGAAUUGUGUGGAGAACUCAAUGCCACAACUCAAACUGGUUGUCGUGGGAAGUCCCGCAAUCCCUGGUGCACCUGGCAUACAGGCGGGAGCCCGUGGAGGGGUAGCCUGGGAGGGGCUGGAAGGAGCCAAGCUGCUGCCAGUGCUGACCUGCACUGAGGGUUUUCUGUCAGGGACCAACCCACAGCACACUGAAGCGGCCGUGGGGCCGGAAGUGUAGUCCUUCUCACCGGCAGCUCUGAGCCAAGAGUCCCCUCUCCCUCAAGCAGAAAUCUGGAGGGAUUGCCAGUGGAGACCGAAUCUGCCACCUGUCUGUCCAGCCGUGUAUGCAUGUGCCGAGGUGUGUCCCCUGUUGUUCCUGGUCCGUGCCACACCCUUACGUGUGUGUAUGUGUGUGUAUGUUUGUGUCUAUAAGUGCGCACUUACCUGCUUGAGCUUCUGUGCAUGUGCAGGUCUGGGGUGUGGUUGUCCCGCCGUCACUGCGUGCUGGUGCCUCCGUGUUCAGUAGUGAGCCUCAUCUAGUUCUCUGGGGCCCUUCCCUGGAGACCCCGUCCCCCUCCUCUAGAGCCCUGUGCCACAGUGGCGCACCCUUCCCAUAGGCUGCUCCACCACCCCAGUGUCAAUACAGCUCUCCUUAUUUCAGACUGGAACCAAAGGUGGCCCAUCUGUCCCCUGCCGAAGGCCUUUGGGUCAAAAUGUGAGGGUGGGGGUCGGAUGGGCAAGGAAAGAAUCUGGACGGAAGUCUUGGGUGUUGUGGUCAGUGACAUCAUGGGAAAUGAGCCAGCCCAAGGGCAUUAUCCUCAUUGGCAUCAAGGAAUGGCCCAGGAAUUUGAAGCUCAGAUCAUGGGACUUGGAUUGGAAUAUCACAUCUGUCUUUCAUAUCCCAGAUUCUGGAACAGCAGUGUAUAUUUCUGGUGGUGGUGGGUUUGGGAUGGGGAGGGACACGGGGGUGCAGCGUGGGGAGGGAGUUGGGUGGGAGGGAGGCAUCUGCAUGGGUCUUAUUUUACUGGAUUAUCUGAUCAGGGUGGAGGGAAGAUGUGAGAUUUGCAUCCACUUCAGGGGCCCUGCUAAGGAGGGAGCAGCCUGAGCUGAACAUGUUAUUUAACCGAGUGUAGUAUUUAGUGAUGUCUAGAAGCACGGCUGUGGGGGGGUGAUUUGAUCAGCGUGUCUUAGGUAUAUAAUAACUUUGAAGCCAUAACUUUGAACUGGAGUGGUUUUAUUUUAUUUUUAUUUUACUGGGAGGGCCUGGAUUUUAAAUUUUUUUAAUAUUGUUAAGUUUUGUAAAAGAGAAACCAUCUCUCUGUGAUGAUUACCUCUCACUUUUAUUUGUUUUUAAGGAAAAUCCUA